AGACCAAACGAAGAGUAGCACGGAUUACAUGUCGUGGACAUGACGGCUGACAUCGGUAUAUAAACUCCUGAGGAACCUGCUUUGGGCAUCAGUUCCAAACAUCCUGCGUCAGCUUCACAGAUCACCAGUCCAAGACGAUUAGUAAAAAAUAAAAAUGAAGGUCGCAAUUGUCCUAUUCGCAUUAGUGGCGGCUGCUUACGCCGGUUAUACUACAAAAUACGACAACAUCGAUUUGGAUCAAAUCUUGUUCAGCGAUCGAUUAUUGAACAAUUAUGUAAAGUGUCUUUUGGAGACCGGAAACUGCACACCCGAUGGCAACGAGCUUAAAAAGGCCCUUCCAUCAGCCCUAGCCAAUGGCUGCAAGGACUGCAGCGAGAAACACAAAUAUGGAAGCGAAAAAGUUAUCAGAUUCCUCGUUAACGAACGUCCUCAGAUUUGGGCCAAACUUGCCAAAAAAUACGAUCCCCAAGGUCUGCACAAGACCAAGUUCCAGAACAUCGCUCAAAAGGCAGGAAUCAAAGUUUAAGAAUUUAUAUACCGUCCAUUGUACUGAAUGAUGACCCGUUUUUAUUGUAUCAUUUGUUGAGUAGUUGUUAUUUUUUUUAAUCAUUUUACACGAAAAUGUAUCAUGUUUUGUAUCAAUAAAAUAUUGUUGGCAUAGAA
This is a messenger RNA of Athalia rosae (coleseed sawfly), 663 nucleotides long. RefSeq names its product ejaculatory bulb-specific protein 3. The coding region runs from base 155 to 526 and encodes 123 amino acids. The transcript has 4 exons. The record is from RefSeq and is a predicted model, not a curated record. Lineage: Eukaryota; Metazoa; Arthropoda; Insecta; Hymenoptera; Athaliidae.